Molecule: messenger RNA, 4209 nt
Organism: Chlamydomonas reinhardtii
Lineage: Eukaryota; Viridiplantae; Chlorophyta; Chlorophyceae; Chlamydomonadales; Chlamydomonadaceae
Exons: 4
Coding region: 97-3120 (1007 amino acids)
Source: RefSeq, a predicted model, not a curated record
CACUAUGCAAUUUGUGCCAUUCGCGCUGUCAUCGGUGUGGGACAUGGAAUAGAGGAGGCUCGCGCUUGCAUCAAUUGUCACGGACCUUACUCGGCCAUGGCGCAGCACAGGCGUUUACUGCCAUUGAUUUACGCCUUGACAGUGCUACAUGCAAUCUUGUAUGAUGGAGUUCUGGGCGCAGCGGCGAGCGCAAGGAUUGCCGCUGUUGGCGCAAGCAGCAGUGGCGCAACCGCAAUCACCAGGGUCUCAAGAAAGCUGACGCAAGAUGGUGAAAUCAAAGGAACUAUCGACGCACAGCUCGACCCGAAUGGCGCCUUUUCACUCACGAGCGCUGAACAAGCCCGCCUACUUGCCGCUGGCAACUGCACGGAGAUUUAUACAGAGAGAAAUUUCCCACUUGUCGCCAAGGGCUGGAGUGGCCUGGGCAUGGUGGCUGUGUCGCGCGGCCCCGUCAUCGACGGCGUCACGCACAUGCGCAUCGUGGUCGACGUCUCGCUCACCUCGGGAUUGUACAUUGCGCAGCCCUCUAACCCGGACGGUCACAACAUUCGUUUUGCCCUGGCUGGCAAGUUGCCGCUCACGUGUGAGUCCUCGGAGUACUACCACGCGGGUGUGUUUGUGGACCCAGCAACAGCAGGCCAGCAGGCGACGCAGGCGAUGCAGAACAUGACACAGGACGCAUCCUCUCCACCGAAUUCGACAUCGUCAUCGUCCUUGUCAUCGAGCUCCGGUGCCAUCCUCAGCAUCAGCGCACACGUGCCACUGCCUGCCGCCGUGUUCAACUGCGGCGGCGCUUCUACAUUAACUGCGUUCCUGCGUGUGCUCUUCCUGCGCGUGGAUAUCGACCUGUCUGACCAGCCUCAAGGCCCGACUACGCUGAUUGUCACGGCGGGCGACCCCCGUGACUUUGUGGUUCCGGAACCAUCAUGUCCCUACAACGUCAUACGUGCCAUCUGCAAUCCUGAGGCUUGUGCGCAGGAGCAGGCAGCCGCAGCAGCGGCGGCGCCAGCAGCCGCGGGAGCGGCGGACAACGGCACGGUCGCUCACAGCCACGGCGGCGCAGCCGACCCAAUGACUCCUGCAGCAUCACCCGCACCCAGCAGCAGCGGCAAUGACAGAUUGACCGGAAUGCCUACCGAAAGCACUGGGACAGCCACCGGUGCCACGGGUGCUGCAGAUCUCGGCACUGCUGCUGCCAACAGCCAGGGCAGUGACCCGACGCUGGCGGCAGCUAUCACCACUACCACAACGACUGAUGAUGGCGCCGCCGUCGGCGGUGGCGGGGCCGGCACCGGCGCCGGCGCUGUGGCGGCAGCCGGAGCUGCUGCCAGCGGUGGCUCCGGUAGCGGCGGCGGCGGCAACAGCAGCACACCCACGAUUGCGGUGGCUGUGGGUGCGGCGGUGGGCGGCGCGGCUCUGCUGGCACUGGUGGUGGGUGGAACCGUCUACCUCCGCAAGCGCAAGCGCAACGCCGGCAGUGGCGUCAGCGCCGCCUCCAGUGCCACUGACAGCGGCGCUGCGGCAUUGCGCCACCGGCGUCACGGCGACGCGUCCCCCAGUGGCAGCUCAAGCGGCCGUUCUUCCUCUUCAAACAUUUCCCCGCUUUCCAUCUCGCCAUCAGCUGACGCGCUGCCCCUGGCAACCCGUGCAGCGCCGGCAGCCGACCAUUCGCCGCCGCCAGCGGUGUCCGUGCUUGUGAUGGACGCCCCUGCCACUGCCUGCGGCAGCCCCCCGCCGGCUCCGGCCACCUCAAGCGCCCCUGUCAAGAAGCAGCGGACGUUCUUUGGCAGCUUCUGGACCUCCCCACGGAAUGCCGCCGCCAGUAGUGCCAUCAGCCGCACGGCACCGGCGCCGGCAUCCGUGGACAUGCCUGCGUCGCUCACUCGCGCGAGCGGCAGCGGCCAGCAGACUCGCGCCGGCAGCCCCAACCAGCUGCUGGCGUCCCUUCCCUCACUGCCACGCGCGCUCCCGUCGGGUGCCGCCACAGCAGCCGGCGGCGGCGCCGCCGCCGCGUCUAGCGCGGCCAGCCUGGGUGCCGGCGCCGCUGCAUCGCCCAUGUUCCAAUACGUAAACCCGGCAUAUGCUGGGGCAGCUGCAGCCAUGCCGCCGCCUGCGGCGCUUUCAACACGCGCCGAUGACAUGCUGGCGACCGGCCCAGCCGCUGGAGUCGAGCCAGACGGCGGCGAUAGUGCCGGUGUUGCCGGCGGCAUCGCGGCGGCUACGCCGCCCGGCGCAAAACUAGCCGGCGGCGCGGCCAUGGGGCGGGGGCGGGCUACUGCCGGCACUGCUGCUGCAAAGAAGGCUACUGCGUACGCCGUGAUGGCGGCGGGUGAGGAUGAGGGCGCGGCGGCGGCGGAAGCAGCGGCGGCGGCGGCGGGCGGCGGCAAGGCCGGCCGUGUUGCCGGCGGUGGGCGCUUUGCGGCAAUGGCCGGCAGCUGCUUCGGGGGCCGGCCGCUCAACGAGUUGGACGAUGGGGAUGAAUACCUAGACGACGCAGCAGCGCUGGCGGCGGGGAGAGCGGUCGCGGCGGCGGCGGCGGGUUUGGAUGAUGACGGGACGUCUCUGCCCAUGCCACCUCGUUGCGGCAAGCCCCGCUCCCCAGCUCCCGCCGCGCUGCCGCUCAGGAAUGCCCCCGAUCCUGAUGCUGGCAUGGAUGAUGCGCCGGCGGCGGUGGGCGCAGCUGCUAAAGGUGGCUGCUUCGAUGACGACGCGGCAUCAGUGGUGAGCUUUGCCGACGCUCCCAAAAUGCUGGGCUGCAUUCCCACCAGCCUGCCUACCACCAGUACCGCCGCGCGGCCGCUGCUUUCCUCCUCGGCCGUGGCGCGCCAGCCGCGCUCCGAUGCGGCAGCUCUGCCGGGCCCCGGCCGCCGCACAGACGCUUCGGCUGUAGCCGCAGUUCCUGCUGCUGAGGCUGAGGGUGCGUCGGCUGCGGAAGGCAGCUCCAGCCCAAGCGUGCCGAGGCCCGGCUCACUGGCAGGAAUGGCGCCAGAGGUGGCAAUGAUCCUGGCGGAUGAGGAGGAGGAGGAGGGCCAAGGCAAGCAUGGGGGCCGGCGGCCAUGGAAGUGGUGGCGGCCCGCCCCGUCGCCUGCCGCUGGUGUGACGGCUGGGCGCCGCGCGUGAUCUGGCGGGGCGGGCGGUGAUACGGCAAGCACCGGGUCUGCUGUGAUGAGGCAGGUGGUAGUGUGGCACUAGGGGGCACGAGUGUGCGCCUAGGGGUGGCAGACGUGCAGGAGCUUGAAGGGCGUGCAUGGGAUGCGUUUAUGAGCCAGAGCCUGGGUCUUAAAUAGCAGCGGAGCUUUUACGUUUUGAUAAAGUUACGGUUUGAACAGGGCAGAUGAUGCAAGCAUGCAGCAUGCACAUUCAAGUGUCUGAAAUUGGGCCUCAACUUGCAUAUGUACAUAAGAAGGUGAGGGAGGCCCGCUGCAGCAUCUCAAUGAUCUAUCUCAAUGAUCGUUCGCUUCCGACCUGACGUUGACGUGCAUCAUCAUCCUGGUUGCUUACUUGAUUGGAUGACGUGACUCCAGGUAGCUGGUUUGCUAUGGAUGGCGUUGACGUCUGCGUGUUCGAGGCCCCAGCAGCCCUGGAAACAGAAUAAGCCCGGUCGGGCUGCGAUGUUUCUGCAAGCUUGUCCACGUGCCUUUGGUUGCCUUCGAGGCACGCCGUGCUGGAUGUGUGGCCAUUUGCAGCAGUGCUUGGGCAUUGGCACGGGAGUAUUUCCUUCCAACUUGCAUGUUAGCUUGCACAGUUUACCUCUUCUCGCUGAUAGAGAGAAACAAUACCUUAGUUGUACCCGUGCGGCUGUGCGUACGGUGUGCAGGCUCACAGGCUGGUAGCGCGUGAGUCCAUGCUACAAGUUUUGACACGGCUGCACGGGAUGGCGUUGCAAUCAGGCAGCAGGUCCGUGGGGUGCGGUGGGACAGGGUAACGGGCAGGUUGGCGCAGUCCCGUAGUGUGCAGCGUAUUCCCAGAGCCCAACAUUCAAAUUGCAAGUUCAAGGCAAGAUUGCGCGGCCGGUGCACCGAGACAUCGCUGACUUGCUGGCAGGCUGGUAGUUUGCUGACGCGCAUUGCCGCAUUCCUCACGCUCCGGGCGCCCGGCCAGGCGAUAGAAUCAGACACACACUCACACCGCAACGCCACACUCGUGAAGCAGAGGUGCAGUGCACCUGGAGGUAGGUGCUUAGCGUCCAUGGAUGAACCAAGGACACUC